GCUGUCCAAAUAUAUAUGAGUGGGUACUGAAGACUGUGCAUACAAGUUCUCUUGAAAUAUAUAAAAGCCAUUGUUCAGGUUGAUGCACAACAUGUGAGCUGCAGCCGCAUAACAGAAAAGUGUGAAAACCAGAGAAGCUUUUCCUGCUUCAAACUUUCACACACUUAUCUGCUGCUACAACCUGCUGCACCCGAACAUCUUCAGCACAUAUGGGUGCCUGCCUCUGAGGCAACAUGGAGAGAGAAGGGAUGCUGGUCCAUUCUAUUUACUACGGAAGAAUUGGGAGCGAGGUCACGGAGAGGCUGCUGGAGAGGUUUGGACAUGAGGGCAGCUUUCUGCUGAGAGACAGCGCAACUGUGCAGGGAGCCUACUGUCUGUGUGUGAGGAAAGCACCAUUUGUGCACACCUACAGGCUCGUACAUGCCACUGACAGCUGGAGUCUGCAGGAUUCAGGAGUCAGACUGCAGAAUUUUAGGACUCUGGAAACACUGAUAGAGGGCUACAGAAGGGCCGCAGCCUCUGACGUUAGUAUAGCCCCCCUCACAGAUCCACUGGUCAAAACACAGCUACAAUACAGCAGCAUUGGAGAGUUUGUCUACAUGGAAACGUGCAACAGCAGCAGCAGCAGCUCUGUCUGUUGAGGCCGUGCCUGUAGCCUGGCAGACCAACACCGGUAAUCAGAUGGACAAACACGAUCACAGAAACGAUUUCAUAUAGAUAUAUUUCACCAUGUACUCAAGAGACAUUGUAAGCCAUUGAAAUGUUUUAACUUGGUGUCUGAGUGAGUGUGGGAACAGGGUUGUUCAUAAAAAUAGGUGCUAUGCAAAUCUAUCACACACUAUCUCUGUUAUUGCGGUUUCUUUUUUCUAAGACCUAUGACCCAUUGUCUGUCAUUGUGGGUGAGGUACACACCAUUAUGUCCUCAAUGAAGUCUCCAGUUGCUGUGUGUAUUUUGAUGUUUUGUGUCAUAAAAGAAAUAUAUUUUUACAUAGUUGUGGCCCUGUAUUGAAAUGGUGUUUUUUUUUUCUACAAACACACAGAUACCGAGUAAACGUGUGUUUUUGUGUUUUAUAUCUAUUUGGGGAAGUCACACAGUGAUCUGUGUGGUUAGUCUUAUCUGAAGCCACAGUAGCAACACAGGAAACAUAGCAAUGCAGGAAAGGCGGAUCAUAAAAUCGAUUGUGGGCACACACUUAUUUCAUCACGUGACUUUAUUUAUUUUUUUAAUCAUGAGGUUCUUCUGACUGAUGGUAUCUAGUCUUCAAGAUGAGUCAAAACAAACUUUGAUCUGGUAUCAAAUAGAAAAAAAUACAUAAACCGUGCUCCUCACAAUAUAUAGACAUGUGUCCGCUGGUCUGGCAGUUUUCAGUUUUAGCUUCACCUUAGACUUAGUCAGUGUUACCGUCAAUCUGUCAGACUGACACACAGUGUUUCUUCUUUCCUGAUAGUUCCUCUUAGCUGCUAAACUGUCAGCAUACAUGACUUUGUAGCAAAUGUCAAAUUUAUCGCAUUUUGACAGAAGCUGCACUUACUGCUUCCCCUUAAAUAUGUCAUUGUUUUUUGUCAGUCUAAAGUAUCUGCAAAGUAAGCCAGUCAACAUGUGCAAAGUGCACUGCGAUAACAAACAACUUUGGCGUGUGGCUCUAGCCCUCAUAGGAAGUGUCAUUUUUACCAUAACACAUAGUACCCCACAAUGAUAUGGUUUCUGUCAGAGCACAGCAACAAUAGACCUUCAUCUUUACUUCAGCUCACUGCUGCUGCGGUCCUGUUCAUGUUGUCCUGUUGUAUUAUAGAUAAUAUCUGCUGCUCUGGCCAUGAACAUUGCAUUGUUUUCUUAAUGGCAAUGUAUUUCAUUGUGAAUUGAUGUGAUCUGUGUUUAAUAUCUCCAGUCUGUGUUUUCCGAGUCAGUUAUUAAACCGGACUUGAAUAGAGUUGGCUUAAUGAAACAACUUCUUAAUCACAAUGUAACAGCCAAAAUUGUGAAAUGUGCCUUUAAGAGACUGUGUUGCCUAGAUACGAGAGAAGCGUCAUCACACAGCGCCUAACCUGUCUUGA
Molecule: messenger RNA, 2055 nt
Organism: Morone saxatilis (striped sea-bass)
Lineage: Eukaryota; Metazoa; Chordata; Actinopteri; Moronidae
Product: SH2 domain-containing protein 1A-like
Exons: 5
Coding region: 234-641 (135 amino acids)
Source: RefSeq, a predicted model, not a curated record